Aspergillus eucalypticola CBS 122712 is the source of this 3540-nucleotide messenger RNA. Its product is annotated as positive regulator of purine utilization. Lineage: Eukaryota; Fungi; Ascomycota; Eurotiomycetes; Eurotiales; Aspergillaceae. Gene Ontology annotation, molecular function: DNA-binding transcription factor activity, RNA polymerase II-specific; zinc ion binding; sequence-specific DNA binding. The transcript has 3 exons. Gene Ontology annotation, biological process: positive regulation of transcription by RNA polymerase II; DNA-templated transcription. The coding region runs from base 265 to 3504 and encodes 1079 amino acids. The record is from RefSeq and is a predicted model, not a curated record.
AAAGUCCGAGCAUCGGGACAGCACUGGCGAGUCAGCCCUCCGUCGAAUCGCUGUCCCCGGAUAUCGAAUCGGAUACCCCGGUCUUCGAAGAACAAAGGCGCAAAAGCAGAACAUAUUAGCGCAUGGGGUUUGUCCUAUCAUGAAUGCUGAUUCGGUUCUGGGUCUCCGGUACACCAUCUCCGCAUCUCGCUUGUCCGAUUCCAAAUUCUCCCCUCCGAGACAUGGUCGCAUGUCUACUCGACUCUUCUGCGUACCCUUCUCGUCAUGCUGAACCCUGAUUCUCCUCCUUCGCCGACCUCCAUAGGGAGGAAACGUCCGCAUCCGCCUACCGAACCUGCCUCCGUCCCGCCAGAGCCGUCGGCGCAAUCUCACCAGCAACAACAGUCAGCCACUGACGGCCCUGCGACUCAGUCCGCCUCCACCGCCGCCGCCCCCUCGACCUCCAAUUCAUCCUCGUUCCGGAAUGUCUCCGCAUGUAAUCGCUGCCGUCUACGGAAGAACCGAUGCGAUCAGAGGCUGCCGCGAUGUCAGUCCUGCGAGAAGGCUGGCGUCCGAUGUGUCGGAUAUGAUCCGAUAACGAAACGCGAAAUCCCUCGCAGUUAUGUCUACUUUCUUGAGGCCCGUGUGGCGUAUCUGGAGAAGGUAUUGAUAGACCAUCAGAUAUCCUACAAAGACCCUGUCGCCUUCGACGAGGAGGAAGCCGUGAAAAUCGAAACUGGGAUUGAUACUGCGCCGGCCCCGGUAGUUGGCUCAGAAGGCUCGGUUCCGGCAACCGGUGAUGGAGCCAGCGGCUCGGAUAAUAACGAAAAGUGGGUGAAAAAGGAGAAGGAUGGACUCGUGCUAAGAAGAGAAGAGAGCGAUCCCACUGGUCAGACUUCGGAGAACAACAACCAGGACUCGCAAAAGGAAGACAAUUGGCGCAUACAUAAUCUGGUUUCGAACAUAGGCAUGGUGUCUGUGCAGGGAACCUCUGAUCCCCGAUAUCUGGGCUCUACCUCUGGUAUUUCGUUCGCUCGCGUGGUUUUUGCCGCCGUCAAGAGUUCCGUGCCAGGGAAUGUUGCAGAGCGCGGGCCAAUGCGCCCGAAUGAACGUUUGCCGCAUAGUGCUACGGGGACAGGUGGAAGUAGCAUGCGUGAUUCCUUCUUUGGAUUACAGACCAGGUCUAUGAUGAAAUGUGCUGCAUUCCCGGAUCGAGAAUUGGCUGAGAGGCUGUCCAAUCUCUAUUUCGAGCAUGCGAAUCCACAAAUGCCCAUUCUGCACCGGGCUGAUUUCAUGGAGAUGCUUGAUCGUACAUACUCGCUAGAUGAAAAGAACCGCUCCCCUCGCAGUCUUUACAUUCUCAAUAUUGUAUUUGCCAUUGGUGCUGGAAUUAUAUUCGAGGACAAGCCAUCCUCUGAUGAGAAGGAAGAUGGCCGCGAGCAUUCUCCUUCAGCUUCAUCCAAGCGACCCCGGCUUUCAAGCCAUCAGCACCAGCCGGAAGAGUAUCAUGCCUCUGCAAUCAUCCAUCUGGAGUCUUUCCUGGGUAACACUGCAUCCGGGGAUGGGUCUGGAGCUCUGGAGGAACUACAGGCUGUGCUUCUCCUCGCUAGUUUUGCCCUUCUGCGACCUGUGGCGCCUGGUCUCUGGUACAUUGUUGGUGUGGCAAUGCGGCUGGCAGUCGAUCUUGGCUUGCAUUACGAAGAUGGAACCGACAUUGACACGCUCGGGGAGGAAUCGAUAAACCGCACAGCCGGGAAGAGAGCAGAGAAGUCUAAAGCGCGAAUCGACCACCGCGAGCUUGGACGCCGGGAAUGGGUACGCGACCUGCGCCGCCGGUUGUGGUGGUGCGUUUACAGCUUCGACCGUUUAGUCAGUUGCUGCGUCGGCCGUCCGUUUGGGAUCAGCGAUCAAGCCAUCAGUACUGAGUUUCCAUCUCUGCUAGAAGACAAAUACAUCACUAAGUCGGGAAUUGUGACUCCUCCCGAGGGUGCUCCGAGUUAUAAGCACUCCGCGCAUCAUUACUUCAAACUGCGUCUGUUGCAGUCCGAAAUCCAAGAUGUGCUGCAGCAUCAGCAAGCCCGGUUCGUUCGACAGAGAGCCCCAUCUGUGGGUAGACGACAUAUUCGCCCCGACAUCUCCUCCCCUUUCCUUCAAGGCUUCGAUUCGUUCCGUUCGUGGCGUAGAGACGUCCACCGGCGGCUUGUGGAGUGGCAGCAAAGUGCGCCCACGCGUCGCGAUACUGGAGUCAGAUUUCCUAUCGAGUUCCUCGAGUUGAACUACUGGCAAGCGGUGAUUAUGCUUUAUCAGCAAAGUCUGACUGUGCCGGCUGAAUUGGCGGAUGAGAUGAUGCCGGCCGAGGAUGUGUCAAGCCCGUCCUUCUCUAACGUGGAUGAGGCAGAAGAUGAAGAUGAUAUCUACUAUAAGGUGGCAGAGGCUGGACAAAAAGUGAUCCGUAUAUAUCGUCAGAUGCACCGGGUUCGGUUGGUCAAUUACACGUAUUUGGCUACUCACCACAUCUUCAUGGCGGGCAUUUCCUUCUUGUACGCGAUCUGGCACUCUCCGUUGGUGCGCAGCCGUCUGACCCUCGACGAAGUGGACUUCACCGUCCUUGCAGCCACAUCCGUACUUGGAGAUCUCAUGCACAAGUGCCCGCCUGCAGAGGCCUGCCGUGAUGCCUUUGAACGUAUGAGCAAAGCUACGGUUCAGAUGUGCUUGUCCACCACCGGAUUCGGCUCCCAAGUAGAUCUAACCCAGGCACCGACCCGGAGCACACAACGACCGACAAAUGCGCCACACCCAGACCAGAGCAGACCAUAUGGGAGGUAUGUGCAGGACCCCCGACAACGUGUGCCGGCCCGACGACAGGGCCAGGGCCAGGGCCAGGGCCAACCGCGGCCAUCGCGACCAAUGCCACGGUUCGACAUGAACCUCGGGGACCUCUUCAACGACAACACGGCCGUCCCAGAACGCCCCAACAGUGGACCUAGACUGCCAGGACCCUAUCCCGUCCGACCAGACUUCCCCGAAGCCUCUACCCCUACACCCACGUUCCCUCCCGAUCGGACGAUGCGGCCGCAUCCCCCGCGUACCCCAUCAAUGGAAUACUACCCUCCCUAUGAGACCACCGUAUCUCCACAGCCCCAACUGCACCAGUCAUACUACUACGGCAACUCCCCUCAACAGAGCGCGUCGCCAAACAGCGUCAACGCGAACCCACCCGCCACCCACUAUCAUACCCCGGAGAACGAGCACCCACCUUCCGGUUUGAGCCUAGAUUUUCUCGACUUCGACCCCACGGCCGCUGAAGGCAGCCACAUGGCCGGCGGAUCGGACGGACAGGGUGAAUAUGAAAUCCAGGCGAUGCCGUCAUUGGGACAUGGUGUGGGCCACAGCGUCGGGAUUGACCUGGGCUUCGGCAUGGCGAUGGAUUUCCAACAUGAUUGGAGCGAGAACGCCAAUUACGACAUUUUAGAAGGUUACUUUUUCGGUGGGGCGGGGAACGGACCAUCUGGGGAAACUCAGUAGAUUUUCUUUUACUCCAUGUGGUGGAAGACAUGAUGA